This is a messenger RNA of Penicillium oxalicum, 1704 nucleotides long. Its product is annotated as GMC family oxidoreductase. The transcript is spliced from 3 exons. The coding region runs from base 1 to 1704 and encodes 567 amino acids. The record is from RefSeq and is a predicted model, not a curated record. Gene Ontology annotation, molecular function: oxidoreductase activity, acting on CH-OH group of donors; flavin adenine dinucleotide binding. Lineage: Eukaryota; Fungi; Ascomycota; Eurotiomycetes; Eurotiales; Aspergillaceae.
AUGUCUCCCGCCCAAACAUAUGACUUUGUGGUGGUCGGAAGUGGCCCUGCAGGCAGCGCUCUCGCCGCAGGCCUCGCGAAUUCGGCAGUACGCCCCCACGUUCUCCUGCUCGAAGCCGGCGAACCCCAGGACGACCGAAACCUUCGUGUAGAUGGCCAAAGAUGGAUCACCUUUCAGAAUCAGAACAUGAACUGGGGUUACAAGACCACUCCCCAGAGCGAUUGCAACAACCGCGAGAUUGAUUAUAGCCGUGGCCGCUGCAUGGGCGGAUCAAGCGCCAUCAAUUUCGGCGUGUACAGCGUGGGCGCGCGUGAUGACUAUGAUGAGUGGGCGCGCAUCACGGCCGAUGACACCUUCGGUUGGAAUGAGAUCCAGCGGAGAUUUAAAGAUCUCGAGACCUUCCACGGCGAGCGGCCCGCCGGCGUGUCCCCAAAGUAUGCCGAUCCACGAACGGAAGAUCACGGGAAUCAGGGACCGUUGCACGUCGGGUACGCCAAGGAAUGGGAACGUGACUUGACGGAGUUGAUGGACGUCUUUGAAGAGGCGGGAUUCCCCUUGAAUCCGGAUCACAAUUCAGGCAAUCCGAUCGGAAUGUCCGUCCUGAUCAACUCGGCUCACAAUGGGCUGCGGUCCACGGCAGGCGACCUGGUGAAAGGGAAGCCCGAGAAUCUGACUAUCAUCACGGGCGCGCCCGUGCAGCGAGUCCUCUUGGAGGGGACCAAGGCAGUCGGGGUAGAGUCCAAAGGAGAACAAUAUCUUGCGUCCAAGGAAGUCAUCUUGAGUGCAGGCUCCCUCAACGACCCUCGCAUUUUGAUGCACUCCGGCAUCGGUCCCGCAGCUCAGCUGAGGCAAUAUCAUCUUCCAGUUGUUUUGGACGUACCGGCCGUCGGCCAAGGCCUUCGUGACCAUUGUUUUGUCCCGCUUGUCAAUAGCCGCUCAGAAACGAGUACGGAGCGAAAGGCAUUCUACGGUAAUCCGGCCGCCAUGGACGACGCUCUGAAGCAAUGGCAAGAAGAUGGAACGGGGCCGUGGGCGAAAUUUGCCUGCGAGUUAGGCAUCGGAUGGUUCAAACUGGACCAACAGUUGAUGUCCACCCCGGAGUUCCAGGCGCUUCCUCGUGAAGAGCAAGAAUAUCUCCGUCGGGAGACGAUCCCCCAUUAUGAGAUCAUCACGCAUUUCCCCGUCCAUUGGUUCAUUCCCGAUUUCCCUGCUGAGGCCCUGAAUUACUCGUGUCUUCUCAUCUUCCUGUUCAAUGCGCAAACCCGAGGGGAAGUCACCUUACAGUCCUCCGAUCCAGACGCACCCCUGGCCUUUAACCCCAAGUUCCUGGCUCAUCCAUUCGACCGUCGUCUGGCCAUUGAGGCUCUGCGGGAUUCCUUGCGCGUGGUCAAACACGAGGGAUACACCAGGAACAAUGUUGCGGACAUGGCGAUGCCCCCGGGCGAGUCGGAUGACGAACUCUUGGAGUAUUGGCGACAAAACAUCUCCUCCAGCUGGCAUAUGACGGGAACCGUGAAGAUGGGUCAGAAGGGCGACCCCGAUGCAGUAGUGGACCCUGACUUUAAAGUGAUGGGAAUCGACAACUUGCGAGUUGCGGAUAUGGCGGUCGUUCCCGUCCUCGUCAAUGCUCACAUCCAGGCCUGUGCCUAUGUGACCGGCUUGACUUGUGCGGAGAAGCUUAUCCGGGAGUAUCACCUGGCGUAG